Messenger RNA from Medicago truncatula (barrel medic), 1025 nucleotides. RefSeq names its product dihydroceramide fatty acyl 2-hydroxylase FAH1. Gene Ontology annotation, biological process: lipid biosynthetic process; fatty acid metabolic process. The transcript has 5 exons. Gene Ontology annotation, molecular function: iron ion binding; fatty acid 2-hydroxylase activity. NCBI's taxonomy places the organism in Eukaryota, Viridiplantae, Streptophyta, Magnoliopsida, Fabales, Fabaceae. Gene Ontology annotation, cellular component: endoplasmic reticulum; membrane. Bases 151 to 864 code for a protein of 237 amino acids. The record is from RefSeq and is a predicted model, not a curated record.
AUUUUCCUAUGAAAAUGAGUUAAUGACUUUUAUUGUAUAAAAGUGUGUAUGCUACUGAUAAAUAGGCAUGACAUUACCUCUUCAAAAUUAUCACUAUAGAAGUGUGUAUGCUACUGCCUUACAUUUCUAAAGUUUGUCUUCACUUUCAAGAUGGUUGCAGAGAAAUUUGUUGUUGAUUUGAAUAAGCCCCUUGUUUUCCAAGUUGGUUAUCUUGGUGAAGCUUAUGAAGAAUGGGUUCACCAACCUAUUAUGAGCAAGGAAAGCCCUCGUUUCUUUCAUAGCAGUUUCUUGGAGUUUUUCACACGCACUGUUUGGUGGGUGGUUCCAAUUGUUUGGGUACCAGUUGCAUCUUAUUUCAUAUAUAACUCUUUCAGAUUGGGACUCCCUAUUCCUCAAAUCACUCUUUUCGUGCUACUUGGCAUUUUUGUAUGGACAUUGGUCGAAUACUUGUUGCACCGUUUCCUUUUCCAUGUUCAAACUAAGAGCUAUUGGGGUAAUACUUUUCAUUUUCUUUUCCAUGGUUGCCACCAUAAGCACCCAAUGGAUAGCUUAAGACUUGUUUUACCACCAACUGCAGCCGUUUUAUUUGCCUCUCCGUUCUGGCCCAUAGUGAAGCAUGUAUGCCCUCCUUCAAUCGCUCCUGCUUUGUAUGGAGGCAUGUUGUUGGGCUAUAUGAUCUAUGAUUGUACCCAUUACUACUUACAUCAUGGCCAACCUAAGAGUCAUGUACCCCGAAAUCUCAAGAUGUAUCACUUGAGUCAUCACUAUCGGGUCGCCAGCCUUGGUUUUGGCGUCACUUCACCACUCUGGGACAAGGUUUUUGGAACGGUUCCUUCACCAUUUAAGAUAAAUGCCAAACGUUGAUAAGUAACUUUUUAGGUUGCAUUUAUAGUUGGUUAAGUAUAGUAAAUUGAGGUGUUUAGACCAAAGAAGUUAAGAAUAAGGAGGGUAAUGGAAUCAUUGUUAUUAAAAUACCUUAAAGAAUCCAAAUAUCCUACAAUUUUGUAAUUAUGCUCUACCUUACC